AUGUCCCUUAUAUAUGAUCCGCUCGGAUUAUUAGGCCCCAUAAUAGUACAAGGUAAAAUACUGAUGCAAUACCUGUGGCAAUCAAAAUGUAAAUGGGAUGAAGGAGUUACUACGGAAAUUAAAGAUAUGUGGCUUCAAUGGAAGUCACAGAUUGGUAGUGUAGAACAGCUUACAAUUCCGAGAAGAAUGCUUUGUGAUAAUCCUGAAGAAAUAGAAGUACAUGGGUUUUGUGAUGCAUCGGAAAAAGCAUAUGGAGCAUGCUUAUAUUUUCGUACUACUAAUUCGAGAGAAAAUUAUACUGUUAGAUUAGUAUGUGCUAAGUCACGUAUAGCACCUAUUAAAAGAGUGUCAUUGCCAAGACUGGAAUUAUGCAGCGCAGUUUUAUUGGCCAAUUUAGUUAGAAAUGUAUUACAAUCCUUGACAAUACAAAUACAUAAAGUAUAUUAUUGGACUGAUUCCACUAUAGUCCUUGCAUGGAUAGCACGAGAGCCUACACAUUGGAAAACAUUUGUAGCCAAUAGAGUGGCCGAGAUACAGCGUGAAACGAAGAACGCACAAUGGUAUCAUGUUCGGUCGGAAGAUAAUCCUGCGGAUCUAUUGUCGAGAGAAGUCAGUCCAGCAAAAUUAAAAGAGAAAAGAAUAUGGUGGGAAGGACCACAAUUCUUACAGCAUAAUUCAGUAUUUGUGCCAUUUAGUGCAGAAAACAUUUACGAAGACAUAACAGAAAAACGCACAACUAACUUACUUGUUCUUAAAGAAGCGAAUGAAUAUAUGGCUAUCAUCGAACGAUUUUCGUCAUUAUCACGACUGAAGAGAGUUACUGCGUAUUGUCUACGUCUUGCGAAAAGGAGUGUUCAAAAUACAUCUCAACAAUCAAAAUUAUUAACCGUAUUGAAGUUAGAACAUGCCAUGAAAACACUCAUCAAAGGCUGUCAAGCUCAUAGUUUUGCAGAAGAACUACAUAAUUUAAGCAAUAAAAAGCGGCUGCAAUCUAAGAGCAAAUUGUUAACAUUAAAUCCGUUUUUAGACGAAGAGGGCAUCAUUCGUGUGGGGGGAAGGUUGUGUAAUGCGACUAUAGAAUAUUCUCAAAAACAUCCCAUUAUUUUGCCUAGUAAACAUCACCUCACUACAUUAAUAAUUAGAGAUGCACAUUAUAAGAAUUUACACGCUGGAUCACAAGCGAUAUUAAUGAUGGUGCGUAAUAAUUAUUGGCCUAUUUCAGGUAGAGAAGCGGACUACAAACACUUUGUGGACAAAGCUCAAUCACAAUCAAACUCGCUAAUAAUGGAACAGCUUUUUAUGCAAAGAGAGCAAAUGGCUCAGCAGCAGAGAAUAUUACUGCAGAUGUCAUACCAACAGAUAUUAAUUCAACAAUUCUUCACUGCCAUGCACAUUAAUCAAGGAAUCCCACAAAACCAGUCAUAUCUCAGCAAUAAUAUGGGAUUAUCUUUUAAUCAAGAUCCAGAGCCUCAGUCAAUUAAUAGAAUUCCAGAUAUCUCUUCAGCGACUACAGGUCAAGCUGUGAAAUUCUUAUCAUCGCAGAUCUUCACUUUUAGAGAUGAGACAGAUGAUGAAGACAUUGAAAAUUGUAUAGAGAAAAUAAAAAAUGUUGCGGAAGUUCACAACCUGUCUCCGGUAGUGAUGUUGGCAACCUAUCCACAUCCAAAUUAA
Messenger RNA from Nylanderia fulva, 1671 nucleotides. The record is from RefSeq and is a predicted model, not a curated record. NCBI's taxonomy places the organism in Eukaryota, Metazoa, Arthropoda, Insecta, Hymenoptera, Formicidae.